Molecule: messenger RNA, 1530 nt
Organism: Cladophialophora immunda
Lineage: Eukaryota; Fungi; Ascomycota; Eurotiomycetes; Chaetothyriales; Herpotrichiellaceae
Product: dihydropyrimidinase
Exons: 2
Coding region: 1-1530 (509 amino acids)
Cellular component (GO): cytoplasm
Molecular function (GO): hydrolase activity, acting on carbon-nitrogen (but not peptide) bonds
Source: RefSeq, a predicted model, not a curated record
AUGGAGUUUGAUAUGAUCAUUCACAAUGGGCUGAUUGUCUCAGACACCACCGUGCUGCCGCUGGGCAACGAGAUCGGGGUGAAAAAUGGCAAAAUCUCCUGUAUAGGAAUGUCUUUGCCGUCUGGGCCGAAGACCGAAAGAGUCGAUGCCGAAGGUGCAUAUAUCACCCCCGGGGGCGUAGACGCGCAUGUCCAUCUUGCGCAAACAAAUGCUCCUACGGGAGACACCUGGGAAACUGGAUCUCGAAGCGCCAUUGCUGGUGGUACAACCACAAUCCUGGCUUUCGCGUCUCAGAAGAGAACAGACACCUCAUUAAUACCGGUCUUGGACGACUAUUACCAGAAGGCUCGAGGCCAGAGCUAUGCCGACUACGGAUUUCACUUCAUCCUUACAAACCCUACACGCGACAUCCUGCAAAAGGAAUUUCCGAUAAUGGCAAACGAAAAAGGCGUUACCAGUGUUAAGCUGUAUAUGACGUACGAACCGAUGAAGCUCACGGAUCGCGACCUCCUGGACAUCAUGAUAUCCUGCCGCGCCCUGGGCCUGACGACCAUGAUUCACGCCGAAAAUUCCGACAUGAUUGCGCUCAUCAUUGAAGGACUAGAGAGGAACGGCAAUACCGAUCCUUUUUACCAUGCCAUUGCGCGACCCAGGAUUGCGGAGGAUGAAGCGUCCUAUCGAGCCAUCUCGUUGGCGGAAUUGGUUGGCGCACCUAUUCUUAUUGUGCAUAUGUCGUCCAAAGUUGCAGUGGAGCAUGUACGACACGCACAGGCGCGGCUUCUGCCCAUCCACGCUGAGACAUGUCCACAUUACCUAUUCCUCUUGUCGGAAAAUCUCAAAAGUAAGCCAUCUGACCACUUCUGCGGGGCGAUGCACGUCUGCUCACCACCGCUACGGCACCGCGUGGAGGAUCUCGAAGACCUGUGGCAGGGCAUCGCCAAUGGCACGUUCACUGUUUUCUCCUCCGACCACGCCCCUUCCAAGUACGAUCAUCCUGGCGGAAAGAAACUUGGCCUCGUGAACGGGAUCCCGAUGUUCUCCAAGAUCCCCAAUGGGCUGCCUGGAGUCGAGACCCGGCUGGCCCUGCUCUUCAGCGAGUCAGAAGCAUGCUUACCACCCGCCGAGGCUCGACUGAGUCUUCCACGUUUUGUCCAGCUGACUUCAACGAACCCUGCCAAGAUGUAUGGCCUAGGAGGCUGCAAAGGUUCAAUACUGCCAGGCUAUGAUGCAGACUUUGUAAUCUGGUACCCGACAUCCAGUGAUCAAGCACCAACGGAAAUUACACAAAAAAUGCUACACCACGGGGUGGACUAUACGCCUUUCGAAGGGGUCAAAAUCCGGAACUGGCCAAGAUACACCAUUCUUCGUGGAAAGGUCGUCUGGAACAGAGAUUCCGGCAAGGUCUUGGGAGAGAUGACUUACGGCCAGUACCUCAAGCGCGGCAAGGGUGAGGUUCUAGUUGGGAAAUCCUCGCUUACUCCUCGGGGAAUGCUUGACAACGAACGCGAUAUGUGGAUGCCAAAACGGUGA